Messenger RNA from Brassica oleracea var. oleracea, 1134 nucleotides. RefSeq names its product pyruvate dehydrogenase E1 component subunit alpha-3, chloroplastic-like. Gene Ontology annotation, cellular component: intracellular membrane-bounded organelle. Gene Ontology annotation, molecular function: pyruvate dehydrogenase (acetyl-transferring) activity. Gene Ontology annotation, biological process: pyruvate decarboxylation to acetyl-CoA. The coding region runs from base 1 to 1134 and encodes 377 amino acids. The transcript has 4 exons. The record is from RefSeq and is a predicted model, not a curated record. NCBI's taxonomy places the organism in Eukaryota, Viridiplantae, Streptophyta, Magnoliopsida, Brassicales, Brassicaceae.
AUGUGUUUAUGUAGGACUCUCCUUAUCCAACAAAUCCGAGGGAGUUCUAAUGCAAUUCUUGUCAAGGAGAAGAAACCCACCAAUUCCCUGUUGAUAACCAAAGAGGAAGGAUUGGUCUUGUACGAAGACAUGAUUCUCGGUCGUUCUUUCGAGGACAUGUGUGCUCAAAUGUACUACCGUGGCAAGAUGUUCGGUUUUGUCCACUUGUACAACGGCCAAGAAGCCGUCUCCACCGGCUUCAUCAAGCUUCUCACCAAAUCCGAUUCAGUCGUCAGCACGUACCGUGACCACGUCCACGCCCUCAGCAAAGGCGUCUCCGCUCGCGCCGUCAUGAGCGAACUCUUCGGGAAAGUCACCGGUUGCUGCAGAGGCCAAGGUGGGUCCAUGCACAUGUUCUCUAAAGAACACAACAUGCUCGGUGGCUUUGCUUUCAUAGGCGAAGGCAUCCCUGUCGCCACUGGUGCUGCCUUCACUUCCAAGUACAAGAGGGAAGUCUUGAAGCAGGACUGCGAUGACGUCACUGUUGCGUUCUUCGGAGAUGGGACUUGUAACAACGGGCAGUUCUACGAGUGUUUGAACAUAGCUGCGCUUUAUAAGUUGCCUAUUAUCUUCGUUGUUGAGAAUAACUUGUGGGCCAUUGGGAUGUCUCACUUGAGAUCGACUUCUGAUCCUGAGAUAUGGAAGAAAGGUCCUGCGUUUGGGAUGCCAGGUGUUCAUGUUGACGGUAUGGAUGUGCUCAAGGUGAGGGAAGUGGCUAAAGAGGCUGUUACUAGAGCUAGAAGAGGUGAAGGUCCGACAUUGGUGGAAUGUGAGACUUACAGGUUCAGAGGACACUCCUUGGCUGAUCCUGAUGAGCUCCGUGAUGCUGCUGAGAAAGCCAAGUAUGCGGCUAGAGAUACGAUCACAGCACUGAAGAAGUAUCUGAUAGAGAACAAGCUUGCGAAUGAAGGGGAACUUAAGAAGAUAGACGAUUUGGUGGAGGAAGCGGUUGAGUUUGCAGACGCGAGCCCACAGCCUGGUCGGAGUCAGUUGCUAGAGAAUGUGUUUGCUGAUCCAAAAGGGUUUGGAAUUGGACCUGAUGGACGUUACAGGUGUGAGGAUCCCAAGUUUACUGAAGGCACAGCUCAAGUCUGA